GGCAGGUUUAAAAGAAUUUCAUGGAACAUUAUAUGACCUGAAAGGAGUGAACAUGUCUCCAUGGGCCUGUCCUAAGGUUUUCACUGCUUUGCAGAGGAGUAAGAGACAAUUGUGUGCCCUUUCUGGGGCUGAAGUAUGGUGAUUUUACUCUUACUGCUAUUUUUACUCCUGCGCUGCAGAAAUGGACCCGGAGGAGGUAGCUGAAGCUCGCUGCGCAGCCUGCGAGCCGCUGGGGGCGGUGGGGCAGGAUGAGGAUGCCCUUGAGGACUCCUUCGUCCAGCUGUCCACACCUGUAGAAGAGGAGAACAGCCUCCUGGAGAUGACCCCUGAGCAAAUCCAGCAGGAGAUUCAGCGUUGCAAGGAGCUUUGCAGUGUGCUGGAGCAAGACUGUGUGGAGCUGCAAAUAGCCAAGGAAACUGUAGACCAGAGGACACGAGAGCUGUGGAAGGAGGGAGAAUGCCUUCAUAAAUAUCUUGAGCAACAAAUAUCUCUGAGCGGGGUCCACUUGGCAUCCCGCCAGGAGAGCAUCUGUUCAGCAAAGGAGGAGAACAGCAGACUGAGGCAGGAGAAGCAGAUGCUGGAAAAGAGACUAGAAGAAGUGAAGAGGAGGGGCCUUGCAGAGGAUCUAGCAACACUGCUGCCUUCCCUGCCUGAGAGGAAAAUGGUCUUCAAGGGCCAGGUGAUGGACAAGGAGGACGUGAGCACGCUGACACUCGUGCCAAAGAUCUGCUACCCACUGCCGGGUGGCUCAGCCCUCAUCACCUUUGAGAAGCCAGAGGUGGCCCAGAGGAUCAUGGAGCUGAAGGAACAUGUUGUGGAGCUGAGCCAUGGGGAGGAGCCAGACAGGUGCCGAAUGCGAGUGCAGGCAGAGCCGGUGGAGCUACUGCUGCCCUCCUCCCUGGAGAUCAGUCUGAGCCAGAGCUCCCGGCAGAUUCUGGUGUCCGGCCUGCCCAGCCUGGGCAUCCCCGAGGAAAUGCUGCUGGACAAGCUGGAGCUCUUCUUCAGCAAGUCGAAGAAUGGGGGCGGUGAGGUGGAGAGCCUGGACUUCCUGGAAAAUGCCAGCCAGGUGGUGAUGAGCUUCGUGCAGCAUGGAGUGGCGGAGCAGCUAAUAGCUAGAGGACGCAUCCAGUUCCCUCUCAAGAAAGCAAAAUAUGAAAUCAAAAUAUCGCCCUACAUGCGUGGAGACAUCACUGGCCUGCAGCUCCGGCCGUCCCGCUGCGCCAGGACCGUUCUUCUCUCGGGGAUCCCGGAUGUGCUGGAUGAAGAGCUCAUGAAGGAUGCUCUGGAGAUCCACUUCCAGAAGGGCAGCCGCGGCGGGGGAGAGGUGGAUGUCCUCAGCUAUGUCCCGGAGGGGCGACAGGCCAUGGCCGUGUUCGAGGAAGACAGGGGCUAGCCCUCGCCACCGCCGCCUGGGCUGCCACCGGCUGCGCUUGCUGGCCCCUGGGCCAGGGAGGAAUAAAGCUCUCGCAGGGCA
Molecule: messenger RNA, 1474 nt
Organism: Rhea pennata
Lineage: Eukaryota; Metazoa; Chordata; Aves; Rheiformes; Rheidae
Gene: IFI35
Product: interferon induced protein 35
Exons: 10
Coding region: 182-1393 (403 amino acids)
Cellular component (GO): nucleus
Source: RefSeq, a predicted model, not a curated record